Messenger RNA from Syngnathus typhle (broad-nosed pipefish), 2048 nucleotides. RefSeq names its product ciliated left-right organizer metallopeptidase. Gene Ontology annotation, cellular component: membrane; cytoplasm. Gene Ontology annotation, molecular function: metalloendopeptidase activity. The record is from RefSeq and is a predicted model, not a curated record. The coding region runs from base 520 to 1887 and encodes 455 amino acids. The transcript has 11 exons. Gene Ontology annotation, biological process: proteolysis; cell adhesion. Lineage: Eukaryota; Metazoa; Chordata; Actinopteri; Syngnathiformes; Syngnathidae.
CGUUGAAACAGGUGAUGGCUUCCCGCCCAGGAUUUUACCUGUGUCUGCCUCUGCUUUGCGGCGCGCUCCGGGUUCAGGCUGUGGUCGGGCCAGGUCCGGCGCCGAGCCCCGGAGAGGUCGCCCCCGUGAGGAUCGGGACUUGGCUUUCCGCGGAGAGCGCGCACCUAUCGGCGCGCGAGGACGCGCGAGUGAGGGGCGCCGCCGAGCUGGCCGCCAGCACCGCGUCGUCGUUUUUGUCAGGUGCGCAGCAAAUGUGGCCCACGUGACUUGGUUUCAUAGCCCAAGCAAGAAGCUCAAGGAGAUUUGCUUCGACAGUGCGGCCAGUCUUAAGCCCGUUGCUACUCGAGAGGGACGUCAGCAAAUACUGCAGGUUUCUGUGGAAGAAUUCAAGCAGCGUCAAUUACAACAGGUAGGGGGCGCCAAUGGUCAUUCGUCGACGACGGCAUCUUUUGGAGCCAUCCGAUCGUUUUCAGGUGUGGCCAAGCAAAGAAAAACUACAAACAUGAGACGUGUCUCGACAUGAAGAUUCCAGAUGAGCACCUGGCUGGCUGCGAAGUGCACCCCCAGGCUAACUCUACCCGCGCCGUCGUUCUCAGGCGUCCGGGCGCCGGCGUGGCCGACGUGGACUUCCUGUUGUACCUCCACGUGCAAGCGUCGGACAAGUGCAGGGCGCAGCCUGGCCUGUUGGCCUACGCCGCCCACUGCCGGACGGACGCCGGAGGGAGACCUUUGGCUGGCGUGGUGGUCCUCUGCAGGGAUAGACUGACCAAACUGACUGCGCAGACCGUGCUCCAUGAGCUGCUCCAUGCGUUGGGCUUCUCCAAAGAUCUUUUUGACACGUGGAGAGACUGCUCGUCCGAGAAUGAUUUUUCAGCCGGUGUCACUUGUUCCCCUCGGGGAAAAGUGACUCACGUGGACGGAUGGGGCCAGAUGAGGCUCUACACCCCGUCCGUCAUCUCGGCGCUCCGGAGGCACCUGGUCGCCGCCGACCCUGAGCUGGGGGCGCCGCUGGAGAACUGGGACGCAGCCCCGGGGAUGGCGUCCUCACACUGGGAGUCCCGACUACUGCAGGGUUCCGUCAUGUUGGCCACGCCCAGCCGGUCCGGCAUAGCGCGGAUCGAUCCGCUCACCUUGGCCGCCUUUCGGGACACGGGCUGGUACGUCGUCAACGCCAGCCGGGCGCAGGAUCUCGUCUGGGGAAAAGGUGAAGGAGCUUUGUUUGGUUCCACGUCGACCUGCCACGACAACUCGUCAUCCUUCUUCUGUAGCGGCAGCGGACUGGGAUGCCAUCAUUUGCAUGGGCACAAAGCGCGGUGCCAGAGCGAUCACUACUUGGACGGCUGUCGCAUCUACAAACCCCUGGAGAAGGGCAGCGAGUGCUGGGAGAAAGCAAACGAAAGGAAUUCAAAUGAAGAGCGCCAAGGCGGGGAGAUCUUUGGUCCGGACAGCCGUUGUUUCUUCUCCCAUCUGAGCACACUUAACCACAGUCAGCUCAUGGUGACGGGACGAUGCUACAGACACAAGUGCAGCGGACUAAACCGCUACCAAGUUCAGGUGCUGGGCUCCGAUUGGGUGGACUGCCCAGCAGGUGGCAGCAUACAGAUAAGAGGAUACCGGGGUUCUGUUUUCUGCCCCAACGAGAGAUUGUGUUUGGAUUGGGACGUCAGGCCUCCCUCAAAGGCCGAGGAUGGUGUCCCCACAGGUCAGCCAGAGGUCACCAUAGUCCAGGAUGACACCCGGUCAGCGUACGGACCCGCUACAGAUCCCCUGGUCACCACUGCGCUCUGCGUUGUUGUAGCAGCACUGAGUGUCCUGGUUUUCGGUCUGGCCAGCUCCAGAGGUUCCCCCUGCAAAGUUCGGAUUCAUCCGGCUUUGGGGCAUGUGUAAUUGUUGAGAAGAUCCUCUUUCCGGAUCACUGUUGCAAACAAAAAAAACCCCAAAGAACUACCUUGUGACUGCAUGCUCAUUUGUGGUGUGUGUUUUGUUUUGGAAUCAUGAAUACAUUAAAUACGAAAACUCUCACUCAUGAGUAGAGCAUGUGUUAAGAA